Aspergillus thermomutatus is the source of this 954-nucleotide messenger RNA. It is a transcript of the gene EFG1, whose product is annotated as Efg1 domain-containing protein. The record is from RefSeq and is a predicted model, not a curated record. The transcript has 2 exons. Gene Ontology annotation, cellular component: preribosome, small subunit precursor; nucleolus. Gene Ontology annotation, biological process: maturation of SSU-rRNA from tricistronic rRNA transcript (SSU-rRNA, 5.8S rRNA, LSU-rRNA). Bases 1 to 954 code for a protein of 317 amino acids. NCBI's taxonomy places the organism in Eukaryota, Fungi, Ascomycota, Eurotiomycetes, Eurotiales, Aspergillaceae.
AUGCCCAGAGAAUACUCGAGGGAGAGACUAUCUCAUUCUGAUUCCACGACGACCAGUAAACGCAAGUACCGCGAAGUAUCGGAAGACUCUCAACCAGCAAAGAAGAAGAAGAUCCACCCUCCCAAACAUGAACACACCCACCCCUCCGUGAACGAGUUGAAGAAGCGCAUCCGAGAUGUCAAGCGUCUGCUCAACCGGGUUGACCUGCCAGCCGAUGCGCGCAUCGUCCAGGAGCGUGCGCUCGCGGGAUACGAGAAGGAUCUUGAGGACGAGCUGGCGAGACGCAAUCGGUCCCAGAUGAUCAAGAAGUAUCACUUUGUUCGAUUCCUCGACCGAAAAGCCGCCUCAAAAGACCUCAACCGUCUCCUCCGCCGCGAAAAGGAAAUCUCCGACUCCGAUCUCGACUCAGCAGCAAAGGAAGAGAAACUAGCUGCUCUUGCAAGGAAGAUCCACGUCGCGCGUGUGAAUCACAAUUAUACCAUCUACUACCCGCUCACGCAGAAAUACGUCGCGCUCUACGCAGAGAAGAAGAACAAAAAGGAGUCCACCGCACAAUCGGAGAAGCCGAAUGAGUCUGACGCGGAAGUUGGCAGCAAACUUAUCUAUGAGACCACGGGCGAGAGACCGCCCAUGUGGCGUGUAGUCGAGAAGUGCAUGGAAGACGGGACGCUGGAUCUUCUCCGUGAAGGGAAAUUGGACAGUGGGGAGGGCGAGAAGAGCUCACAAGCGCCGGAGCAGAAUAGGUUGAAGAAAAGCACGGAUGCGGAUCAACAUGCACGCAAUAAGUUCAAGAAGGAAAAGGCGUCCGAUAAAGCUAGCGGAAAGUCGAGGAAGUCAGAGGGCAGGCAAGACAAGAAACCCAAACGGUCCUCGGUAAUGGAGGGCGCGUACUGGAGUGCCAACGAGCACAAUGAUGAUGGUAAUGAGAGUGAUGGCGGUUUCUUCGAGGAGUGA